AUGUCGGCAAACAGUGAAGAGGUUUUUGAGCGGGAUGAAGACAUGUCGUCCUGGAGUUCGGCGUUCGCGCCGGUCAGUAAACCAGCAGAUUCUCCGAAGAGCAAGCGCAAGAAGCAUAAGAAGCGGAAGAAGGUGAAGAAGAGACACUCCACGACACAGGAGCGCAGGCGAUGUGACAAAGAAGAGACCAAGAAGCGAAAGAAGAAAGAGAGGAAGUCGGCAUCAGUCCCGGAAGAUGCCGACAAUCGGGCAGAGCAGUUGCCCUCCUCCAGCUACACCGCCCGAGACCCUCAGGAGCAGGAGGGUUCAGCCCACGAAGGGCUUCCCGCCAACUUGGGCAGGUGGGUCUUCCAUGCCUCUUGGGAACCGACAGAAGAAGGAGACCAGCCGGAAGCGCCUCCCAAACGCAGUCCGGGGAGAGCAGCUGCGAAGAUGCUGGUUCGCGCCGGCCUUCGCUGUAAAUGUCAUUUCGCUCUCGACUGCCCCUCUCGAGAAGGCAACAGGCACGCAAGACGCACCCUCGCAGAAGCCUAUGAUGUUUAUGCUACUCGAGCCGGCUCAAGAGCUUUCAGUUUUCACCUUCGUUUCACCCUCCGUCUCACAAUGGUGACGCCAUUCAGCUUCGGCGCAUCGCCCUACCUCCCCACUCGCAUGGGCAGAGGUCGCAGAGACGACUCCGACUCCUCUGACAGUGAGGAGAUGAUUCCGACGAUCUACGGGCUCAUGCCCAUGAGGCGAAAAGCUAAGAAGAACCGCAAGCACAAGAAGAGCAAAGAGUCCAAAAGAGACCGACGCACCAAGAAGAAGGCGUCGAAGAAGCGCGCACCCAAGGCAAAGAAGAGCUCGUACAGCUCUGAAUCCUCCUCGUCCUCGUCUUCGCCGGAACGCCGCCGCCACAAGCGCAAGGAGCGUGCGGAAGCCGCUCCCUCGAGCCACAAGGGGGAGUCUUACCACACACCGUCCUUUACGAAGGACCAUUCCUUUGGAAGUGGCAAAUGGGGCGGACAGAGCUCCGGGUGGAAGCAGCCAGGCUGGCACUCGAACAAACAAUGGCAAGCCAAGUCUUGGCAGCCCAGAGGCUCCGGCAAGCCCUGGAACACUUGGACGGCGCAUGAGAAGGGUUACCAGUGGAAGCUCCCCGAACAGGAAGAAGAAGCCGAAGAUAGGGAGGAAGCUUCCAUGCAGGAAGCACUCAUGAAGAGUGCAAUGGAGGAGGCGUGGUCCGACCGCACUCGGACUUUGUCCUACAGUGAACUCCCGGCGGAUCAGCGCGGCCCCCCCUACAAAGAAGUCAUGGAGAAUGUGGAAGCUGAUGACAUCGAGCGCAUGGCCGCGCGGAUCAAGGAGCACUCCCGCCUCCCGGAGGCAAUGAUCAACUAUGUGUCCCGGUUCCUGGCCUCCCUCCCCGACGGGACGCUGCCGCAAGAGUUGAAAUGGGCGCAGCAUUCAGGAUCGCAUUUCUCCGCCUCGAUCCUCGAACUGGAGCUUAAACCCGACAUCGCCGCGCCGGAGCAGCUCCAGAUCCCGGACCCCGUCCACUCGCAGAGUCUGACGGCCGCUCACGGCACGAAGUGGUCCUCGGCUCACGGCAUUUUGAGCCAAAAGAUCAUCCGCCCUCAAGCAGCUCAGACCGACCAGUACCCGCCAUACGGGUUCUUCGCCCGUGGCAGCUGCGAGCAGUACUCCUCGCACACGGCAAUGAAGGCCCUGGAAGGGGUUGCGAGGAAAGCAAAGGCCUCGGGAAGUGGCAUCGCAAUUUUGGUGUCCGCAAGGGCACACGCGGUCCAACUCUUGGAAGGAGGCGUGGGCAAGCUUCAUGCAGCUUGCAGAAGAGACUGGGCGGCGCGAUCCUCAUCGGACCAAAGUCUGUGCAUCAGGUCGGAGGGCGCGACCAUAAAGGCCGUGGCGUUCAUGUGGCCGCGGUAG
This is a messenger RNA of Symbiodinium sp. CCMP2592, 1926 nucleotides long. NCBI's taxonomy places the organism in Eukaryota, Dinophyceae, Suessiales, Symbiodiniaceae. The record is from the annotation of a GenBank genome assembly.